AUGUCUCAACAACAGUCCGGCCAGAAUUCUGCCACGCUCCCCUUGGAUAAGCGAGCACCACCCCCACCGCAACAACAACAACAACAGCAACAGCAACAGCAACAGCAACAGCAACAAAGGUUGCCUCCCCUGCAAUAUCAACAGUACCAAAAUCCUAACAUCCCGGGCCAAAUGCACCAGAUGCACCAACCUCCUCAUCAGCUUUACCAUAUGCCCCAGAACGCUAACCCCGCCGCAGGCUCUCCUGCUCAGACCCAAUACCAACAGUCGCAACAGCUAUUACAGCAGGCAGGAUACUCCAACGGGCCCAUGCAGCUGAUGUAUGGCCACUACAAUAAUCCCCAGCAGUCCGUAGGCUACAACUACCCUGUGAAUUACAAUGCCAGGUACCCGUAUUAUGGAGGUGCCGGUACUGGUCAGUACAAUCAAUUUGGUGCACCACCAGAGUCUCAUGACUUAGAGCAGCAACAGCAACAGCAACAAGGUCAGCCACCAUCUCAAUCUCUGGGUCACCCUAUACAGCAGCAAUCCGGUCAGCAUCCUGGUCAGCAAACAGGGCAGCCUGGUCAGCCUGGCGCCCCUCUUGACCAAUUACAUUCUCAAUACGGCGCAGCGAGUGGUAUUGGCGGAUCCCCUAAUGUAGGAGCAGCUGCUGUGCCAGGUUCAGUCGGUACUUCAGGUGGAAACGUAAACGCUGAAAACUACCCAGUUCUCCAUUUUCUGCCUCCAAUUCCAGUGAACUCCAAUCAGUUUAAGGUUGGUAAACCUCCAGUCAACCAGAAUAAAAAGAAACAUGAGAUCACAACUCCGGGAUCUGCAGCAUCGGGCAGCACAAACUCCAAGGCUAAGCCAAUAGGUAGACUGAAGGCCAAGGGCCCUGCUCCAGACUCAUCUGCUGAUAGACCGUUCUCAUGUGAGUUCCCUGGGUGUGAAUGGGCAUUUAGCAGACAAUCCGACUUAAGAAGACAUUCUAAAUCUCAUGUAGAGCCCAUGUUCCACUGUCCCUAUUGGAGGAACGAUCCUACCUGUCACAGAAACGGGGGUGCCUUUAACAGAUUGGACGUCUUGAAAAGGCACUUGAAACUUGUACACUACGUCCAAGACAAGCUGCAGUUGAUCCGAGAGUCUAGAGAGGAUCCUGGCUGGUGUAGAUCAUGUCAGAGAAUGUUCCCAAAUUCUAAAUACUUCAUUGACCAUUGCGUGGACUGUGCACAUCUGGGCACUCCUGUUGAAUGGAAGCAGACAGACUCAUUCAAGUUCCAAAAGAGCUCAAAGCCUGACCAACAACUUCAGCCACCUUCUGGACAAGUUCCUCCUAAGGUUCAGCUACCAGAUCUUACAAAUGGCAAAAAAGCCGACAAAACUGGCGCUUUCAUCAACUCCGAUAUUAAGAAAAAGGAACCCAAAAAGAGUAAAGCAAAGAGAUAA
Molecule: messenger RNA, 1428 nt
Organism: Dujonia railenensis
Lineage: Eukaryota; Fungi; Ascomycota; Pichiomycetes; Serinales; Debaryomycetaceae
Source: the annotation of a GenBank genome assembly